Molecule: messenger RNA, 634 nt
Organism: Trifolium pratense (red clover)
Lineage: Eukaryota; Viridiplantae; Streptophyta; Magnoliopsida; Fabales; Fabaceae
Product: transcription elongation factor 1 homolog
Exons: 5
Coding region: 167-433 (88 amino acids)
Biological process (GO): transcription elongation by RNA polymerase II
Cellular component (GO): transcription elongation factor complex
Molecular function (GO): RNA polymerase II complex binding
Source: RefSeq, a predicted model, not a curated record
AUUGACAUAACGCGAACAGGACAAAUAUUGAGAGCAUAAAACCCCCUUUUCGCUCUGUUAUCAUUGUCCCAACCCUUUCAAUUUCUGCACACACUCUCUCAUCUCUUAAACGCUGCUUCGUCUUCGAUUUCUCCCUCUCUGAUCGAAUCAUCAUCGGAUUUUAGCUAUGGGAAAAAGGAAGGCAAAAACAAAGCCACCUCCAAAGAAAAGAAUGGAUAAGCUUGACACUGUUUUUAGUUGUCCUUUCUGCAAUCAUGGCUCUAGUGUCGAGUGUCGCAUUGAUAUGAAGAACUUGAUAGGGGAAGCUUCUUGCGGAAUAUGUCAAGAGAGCUUUAGUACUUCCAUCACAGCUUUAUCUGAGGCAAUAGACAUAUACAGUGAAUGGAUUGAUGAAUGUGAACGGGUGAACACCGUAGAAGAUGAUGGUGCUUAGUGAUUGCAAGGAUCCACUUAUAUAGUGAUAGUAAAUGGAUAACUGUCCAACUUUAUAAUAUCUCCACCCUGUAUUUAUGUCCAUUUCUGUUGUGAGCACUAGUAUGACUAUAACCUUUAGUUUGAAUGUGGACUUGUAAUGCUUGUAGACAUGAAUAUUAUUAAAAUAAUUGUCUAUUUAGGUAAGCCACUUUGAUGGAAA